Molecule: messenger RNA, 1189 nt
Organism: Aplosporella prunicola CBS 121167
Lineage: Eukaryota; Fungi; Ascomycota; Dothideomycetes; Botryosphaeriales; Aplosporellaceae
Exons: 1
Coding region: 140-724 (194 amino acids)
Biological process (GO): translation
Cellular component (GO): mitochondrion; ribosome
Molecular function (GO): structural constituent of ribosome
Source: RefSeq, a predicted model, not a curated record
GCCCUCCGCGCUCGCACACCCCCGCAUUGCUCGCGCGCGCAAAGCCAAAGCCUCCCACCCAGGCCCCGGACGGACGGACGGCCCCUCGACAUUGACCCCCCUCGCCCGCGCACACUUCGCCUUCCUCCAUCCGGCCACCAUGUCGCUCGUGCAUCUCGCAAACGUGUGCUCGCACCUGCAAAACGCGUCGCGCGGCCGCCUCGGCCUGACCUCGAUCCCGCUCACCAAACUGCACCUGAAGCUGGCGCUCGGGCUGCAGAAACAAGGCUUCAUCUCGACGGUGACGCCGGGCGGGCCAGCGCCGCCCGCAACCUUCGCCCUCGAAACCCCGGACGACGACGCCGCGACGCCGUCCGCCGAAGCGCUGAGCGCAGAGCCCUGGCUCGCGUACCCCAGCCCCAGCAACGAAGCCGCCGAACCGUCCACCCCGCCCCCCGUCCCGAUCCCCACCAACAGGGCCGCGCAACGGUUAUGGCUCGGCUUGAAGUACUGGAAUAACACGCCCGUGCUGUCCUCAAUGAAGCUGGUCAGCAAGCCCACCAAGCGCAUAUAUCUGAAGCACAAGGAGCUGGAGCUGGUCGUUUUGGGGAGGGAUACCGGGAACGUCAAGGGCUUGACCAAGCCUGGCGAGUGCCUAUUCAUCACCACGGAUAAGGGCAUUAUGGAGAUACGAGAGGCGGUGGAAAAGAAGCUGGGCGGUAGCCCGCUUUGCAGGGUUUUCUAAAGAAAGGAAAAAAACAAAAACAAAAAUAAAGACCGCGUUUUGCAUGUGGCUUGGAAACUCGGGUUCAUUGGCCAAAGAGCUUGUAUCAUCAUGGGCAGAGAAGCACGCAGAGGGCGCACAUACGGCUCGGGAUUUCGCUGGUGCUUGUAAAAAGAACAUGUUUCUUACUUUUUCCAAGAAAAUAGCUCUCUGCAGCUACCGAUUACGCACGCGCCUGGCAGCUCCCAAUCCGCAUCGACGGGCGCCACUAUUUGCCGAUGCUUGGAGACGGUCAACGAAAAUCACGGAAAUUUGGUGUUGGGCUGUUGGGCAUUGGCUCUUUUGCAGACAUGUAGGGCCGAGACGUUGACAUAGACGCAGCAUUUUUGAGCGCAGACGACACUCUGUGCUACUCCAGGCACUUGUCCAGCUUCUGUCAUGUACGAAUAUACUUUUUGGAGACAGGAGGAUGUAAUUGGCGUGAAG